This is a messenger RNA of Chrysochloris asiatica (Cape golden mole), 921 nucleotides long. RefSeq names its product olfactory receptor 7A17-like. Gene Ontology annotation, cellular component: membrane. NCBI's taxonomy places the organism in Eukaryota, Metazoa, Chordata, Mammalia, Afrosoricida, Chrysochloridae. The record is from RefSeq and is a predicted model, not a curated record. The transcript has a single exon. Gene Ontology annotation, molecular function: G protein-coupled receptor activity; olfactory receptor activity. Gene Ontology annotation, biological process: G protein-coupled receptor signaling pathway. Bases 1 to 921 code for a protein of 306 amino acids.
AUGAAACCAGGAAACCAAACACGUAUUUCUCAAUUUAUCCUACUGGGGCUCUCAGAAGAGGCAGAGCUGCAGCCCCUCCUCUUUGGACUGUUCCUCUCCAUGUACCUAGUUACAUUCAUCGGAAACCUGCUCAUCAUCAUGGCCAUCAUCAUGGACUCCCACCUCCACACACCCAUGUACUUUUUCCUCUCUAACCUUUCUUUCUCAGACAUUUGCUUCACCUCUACCAUUGUCCCAAAGAUGCUGCUGAACAUUCAGAUGCAGAAUAAAGUUAUUACAUAUGAAGAUUGCAUUACCCAGAUAUAUUUUUUCAUGGUUUUUGCAGGAUUAGACAAUUUUCUUUUGACAGUGAUGGCUUAUGACCGAUUUGUUGCCAUCUGUCACCCUCUGCACUACACGAUCAUCAUGAACCCCAAGUUCUGUUGCCUCCUCAUUUUGGCAUCCUGGUUAUUACUUGUUCUGGACUCACUAUUGCAUGUCUUAAUGAUUUUGCAACUGUCUUUUUGUGCAGAAUUAGAAAUCUCCCACUUUUUCUGUGAGCUUAAUCAGGUAAUCCAACUUGCUUGUUCUAACACCAUCAUCAUUGACUUAGUGAUGUAUUUCGCAACUGGACUUCUGGGUGUUAUUCCACUUAUUGGUAUCCUUUUCUCUUACAGUAAGAUUGUGUCCUCCAUUAUGAAAAUUUCAUCAGCUGAAGGCAAGUCUAAAGCCUUUUCCACUUGUGGGUCUCACCUCUCAGUCAUUUCCUUGUUCUAUGGUACAGGUCUUGGAGUUUAUCUUAGUUCUGCUGCUACCCAAACCUCUAGGGCCACUGCAAUAGCCUCAGUGAUGUACACUGUUGUCACCCCCAUGCUGAACCCUUUUAUCUACAGUCUUAGAAAUAAGGAUAUAAAGCAGGGCCUACGAAAACUUUUCAACUGA